Molecule: messenger RNA, 756 nt
Organism: Strongyloides ratti
Lineage: Eukaryota; Metazoa; Nematoda; Chromadorea; Rhabditida; Strongyloididae
Exons: 2
Coding region: 1-756 (251 amino acids)
Source: RefSeq, a predicted model, not a curated record
AUGACAGGUAAAAUUUUAAGAAAGAAGAAUAAGCGAAAAAACAAUGGAUCAAAAAAAAAUGGUGGAAAAAAAGGUGAGAAACAAACUGAGAAGAAUCAAAUUGUUUUUAGAAAAAAAAUAAAUAGCUUGUUAAAUGAAACUACAUAUAAGAAAAAGGAUAUCGAAGAAGACAAUACUAAUUCUAAUUUCUUAUUAAAUGAAUCAUACCAAACAACAUAUAGUGGACUAAGUGAUAGUGAUAGUGAAACAUGCAAUCAAGAACUUAUUGAUUUCUAUCGAAGUUUAAUACCAGUUGUACCCUAUCCAAAUCUUAGCUAUAGCAGUAGCUGCAGUGAAUUUGAUUACUCCCCAAGAAUACCUUUAACUUUAUCUCAACUAGGUGUAACAAGACAUCCUGAUGAUAUAACAACUGAUGAUGAUGUUUUAACUGAUUGGGAAGAUGAAACUGAAAGCAGAGAACCAUCUUGGCCUUGUUUAAUAAGAUAUCCUGAUGAACUAACUACUGAUGAGGCAGAUAGAACUGAUUAUGAGGAAGAAAGUGAAAAUGGAGAACAAUCUUGGUCUCAUUUAAUAAGAUAUCCUGAUGAAUUAACUACUGACGAGGCAGAUAGAACUGAUUAUGAAGAAGAAAGUGGAAAGGAAGAUGGUACUCAAGAAGAUGAAAUAACUGAAGAAAAAGAAAACUCAACAUAUAUUAAUAAAAAAAGUCGUCUAACAACGUUGCUUCUACAAUUAAAUCUCCAAAAACAAAUAUAA